Messenger RNA from Acyrthosiphon pisum (pea aphid), 1264 nucleotides. It is a transcript of the gene CAH1, whose product is annotated as carbonic anhydrase 1. Gene Ontology annotation, molecular function: zinc ion binding; carbonate dehydratase activity. The record is from RefSeq and is marked provisional. Gene Ontology annotation, cellular component: cytoplasm. NCBI's taxonomy places the organism in Eukaryota, Metazoa, Arthropoda, Insecta, Hemiptera, Aphididae.
AUUCGCAUAGCGACCACGACCGCGACCAGCAGUUUUUGUUUGUUCGCGCCGGACCGUACCGAUUUCCUCGAUACGAACAUAGUUUGGUUACUGUUGUAAUACCUAUUACCAUAAUAUACCGGAAAUCGUUUUCAUACGGUUUUCGAAGUCUUUUCGCGCACCGAUUUCUCAGGUUGCGUAGCUUUUCGUCCACGGCGGUACACCAUCGGGACUCAUCAUGACGACAGACGAAUGGGGAUACGAAGAGUUUAACGGACCAUCGGUCUGGCCAAAAUUCUUUCCACAAGCCGGCGGUUUGUUACAAUCACCAGUUAACAUCGAAACUUCGAAAUCUACCAACGACAUGACCUUAAACUGUAAACCUUUGUACUGGAACUACUGCCCUGAAAUGUGCACAAAAAUUAUCAACACCGGAUAUGGUUGGAAAGUGGAUGCUACCGGCGGUGAAGGAUCAGAACUCUCUGGUGGUCCACUGGGACAUAAGUACAAAUUGGAACAGUUUCAUUGCCACUGGGGGUGUAGCAGCGCCAAAGGAUCAGAACACACUGUUGAUGGAAUUCCUUAUGCGGGCGAGUUACACUUGGUCCACUGGAAUUGUGAUAAGUAUAAUUCGUUCACCGAAGCCAUUGCACAUCCAGAUGGUUUGGCAGUACUUGGAGUGUUCUUACAGGCUGGAACCGAAACUCACGAUGAAUUGGAAAAAAUUGUUUCAUUGAUUCCACAGGUUGCCUUACGGAAUCAAACUGCUGAAAUAACCAAUUCCAUUGAUCCAACAAAUUUGUUGCCUGAGGACAAGACUUACUGGACAUAUCAUGGUUCUCUGACAACUCCACCAUGUUCAGAAUGCGUCACCUGGAUCAUGUUCAAGAGCCCCUUAGAAGUCUCCGAAAAACAACUGAACGCGUUCCGAAGCAUGAGGACAUGGACGCCCGAAGAAUGUUGCUCUGAAGCGCACGGAGGACCCCCGCUGGUCAACAACUACAGGCCGCCACUGCCACUUGGCAACAGAGUGCUCAGAGAGUGCGGUGCCAUGUGAGACGACCAUGUCGGACAAGCAUAUUAUUAUAUUUUGUAUUUAUUGUUUAAUUAUAUUAUUGGCCGCCAUCGCGAUACACAAGCCCGACUGACGGCCUCAGCAACAAACCACCGCCACCACCAGCACCACCGGAAGCUAAUGUAUACGGAACGAUUUAUUUUAAACAAUUUUUCCUUUUAUUUUUUUUUUACGCGUUUUUAAAUAUAAUAUAAUAAUAUGCACAAUCGA